GCACCGCGCCUGUCCGCGAAUCGCGAGGGUGUCUGCGGAGGCGGAGCUCUCAGGUCUUCUCGCAUGGCUCCAUCGGCGACCUCUCCUCCUGGAACAAUAACCGCCACGACCAAGCCUUGCUCGCCUUACUCGCCUCUGCCCUGAACGGUUGAUCUCCGCGGUUUCUGAAAGGCGCAGACAAAUUUCAAACCAGUUUACCAGUUAUAGUCGCGUACCUUCAACCCCUAAAAAUAUUACCAAUAACACCCGCGAUUUUUCAGCUCAAUAAGACUAGUAUUAUGCCAGUUUUGUUUAAUUCAACUAUUCCUCUUGUAUCUCCUCAUCAAGAAUUCUUCGCGAUUUUGUAAACGGUUUCUAUCUCCUUAUCGCCCUACAAAAAAUUCAUCGAUACCGUGGAACAGUUUUCUGCACUCUACUCUUCACUCGACGGGAUAUAUUGACGACGAUUUGUGGGAAUAUGGCGUUCGCACGUGUCAACGACAUCCAACGAAUCUGAUCACCCCUUUUUGGAUAAGCUGUUCAGCACGAAGUGGAUGGCCUUACUGGAAACUUCAGGUCUAGCUAUGGGAGCAAUGGCGAUUUGUGCGGCUUGUGGUCGUGGUAUCGCUGACCGUUACGUGAUGAGAGUAGUCGAUAGGAGUUACCACGAGGACUGUCUUUCCUGUGCCGCCUGCGCAUCACCUUUGGCCAUCUCGUGUUUCACAAGAGAUCACAAACUUUACUGCAGGGCGGAUUACGACAGAAUUUAUGGACACAAAUGUCUGGGUUGUGGUCUCACAGUGGCUCCGGAAGAAUUGGUGAUGAGGGCCGGAGAGGAGGGAGCUUUUCACCUGAGAUGUUUCGUCUGCGUAGUUUGCGGAUCUCGACUCCAGAAAGGCGAUCAGUUCGUUCUGAAGCAGGGCCAGCUUUUCUGCAGAGCCGAUUACGAAAAGGAAGUUGAAAUGAUGCAAGGAUACACGCAAUUGGGGGAAUUCGGGUCCGAUGAACUAGCUACAAUUGCGAGAUCACACGAUGGAAGACGCGGACCUAAACGUCCGAGAACUAUUCUGACCACACAACAGAGGAGAGCUUUUAAAGCGUCCUUUGAAGUCAGUCCGAAACCUUGUCGCAAAGUGCGCGAAAAUUUGGCAAAAGAAACUGGCCUCAGUGUGAGAAUAGUACAGGUCUGGUUCCAAAAUCAGAGAGCGAAGAUAAAGAAGAUACAAAAAAAACAGCGACAAGAGGGAAAAACGGACAAGGAAAUGGAUGCGGCGAACAAGAAAAUUACGAAAGAAGAAGAACACAACAGUUGCAGUGACGUUGAGACGAGCACGGCUGAAUACCUCAGGGCUUCGGAAGACCAUUUCGUACCCGUGAAAGAAGAAGUCGACCCCGAUGACGUUUUUUUCAAUCAACAACACCAUCCCGAAUAUCCAGGUGUGGAUGAAAAGGUGAACCACCUUAGGCUUAUGCCGUACGCGACAAUGCCCACAUACCAUUCCACCAAUGCACCCGAAAGGGGUUUGUCUUAUUCCUCGCCACUCCAGGGGGGCCAGGGUGUCGGGCUUAAUCCCAUCGACAGACUCUAUUCGAUGCACACGAGCUACUUUUGUGAGGAGGAGAACGCCAUCGCGGAAUAAAUGAUUUUUGGAGGUGCACGACGCCAACGCAGCGAGGACAACGAAACUCUUUGAAAGAGAAAUAAACAUGUGAAAUAUGAAACAAACGCUUUGUAUAAUA
This is a messenger RNA of Athalia rosae (coleseed sawfly), 1719 nucleotides long. RefSeq names its product LIM homeobox transcription factor 1-alpha. Lineage: Eukaryota; Metazoa; Arthropoda; Insecta; Hymenoptera; Athaliidae. Gene Ontology annotation, cellular component: nucleus. Gene Ontology annotation, biological process: regulation of transcription by RNA polymerase II; neuron differentiation. The transcript is spliced from 7 exons. Gene Ontology annotation, molecular function: RNA polymerase II transcription regulatory region sequence-specific DNA binding; DNA-binding transcription factor activity, RNA polymerase II-specific. The coding region runs from base 534 to 1619 and encodes 361 amino acids. The record is from RefSeq and is a predicted model, not a curated record.